Molecule: messenger RNA, 1429 nt
Organism: Arabidopsis arenosa
Lineage: Eukaryota; Viridiplantae; Streptophyta; Magnoliopsida; Brassicales; Brassicaceae
Source: the annotation of a GenBank genome assembly
GAUUCCCAAAUCACCGUCUCCUCCACCGGAAAAUCUAUACCGCGAUUAGGUUUUAGCCUAGUUCCUUAAUCUCCGGUUAUUGAUUCUUUCAAUUUCUAAUCGAUGACAUUGUCCAAGCGAUUGGCUCUAUUGGGAGCUCAAUCUGCGAUUACUCUCGCUAAACCUCGAGGUCUCGGUUCCUCUCUCGGAUUCCUUGAUCGUCGACCAUUUCCGUAUCGUCAAUUUUCUGAACUCACGAAAGCUAAUGGAAGACGUGCCUUUCUCGUUGAUACAUUGGCUCUGGUGAGGAGUCUUGAAGCUCAAGGUGUUCCAUCGAAACAAGCUGAGGCAAUAACUUCUGCUAUUACUGAGGUUUUGAAUGAUAGCUUGGAAAAUGUGUCUGAGUCUUUUGUGUCAAAAGCAGAAAUGCAGAAGAUUGAAAUGAUUCAAGAUUCAAAUCUGUCAAAAUUUAAGUCUGAAGUAAAAAGUUCUCAGGAGCAUCAUUUUACUGUAUUGCAACGUGAGACAGAAAAAUUGAGAGGCGAUAUAGAGAAGAUGCGAAGUGAGCUAAGGUACGAAAUUGAUAAGGUCACAGCUGGACAGCGCUUGGAUUUGAAUCUUGAAAGAGGUCGAAUACGCGAUGAGCUAGCUAAUCAGAAUACCGAAACAACAAAUCUCACAAACAAGCUUGACAGGGAAAUUCAUGCGCUGAGAGCUCAAUUAGAAGCUUCAAAAUACGAAGUCAUCAAAUAUUGCAUAGAGAAAACGAAAAUGGCGAAUCAAGAAGAAGACGAUCUCGUACUCGACCUCUUGGAGUUCCUCAAUUCCUUCGCCGUUGAGAGUCUCUCCGAAGACAUAAUCUACCUCGAAGCUUCGGAGACUGACACUAAUGAUCUCUUCGCAGCUGAUUUUGUUCUCGUCGAUGGUGUUGUUCGUGUUCUUGCUGAUUACCGUAACAGUUCGUUUCGUCGGCAGAUAAUGUUUCUUGGUGGAGGUUCUCGUAAUUGUAUCGGAGAUUAUAUCAAUCGCGAUGGUGUUGAUGAUGAAGAUGACUUUAAUGAUCUUGAUGCUGAUGAAGAUGACUAUAAUGAUCUUGAUGAUGAGUUGGUUCCAAGGAGCGUGAGCAAGAAGCUAAAGAGACAGAGGAUUAGGAAAUUGGGGAAGAGAUCUUCGUAUUUGAAGUUGAAACCUGGGUGUGUUCAUGGUAAGCAUGGCUUUGGUAUCAAUUUCAGGUGCUGAUAGGUUCGAUUUCUUCAAAUUUUCUUCGAUGAAACGGUUUAGAUUUCUCAUUUUUUUUGUGUGUAAAUGGUAGUGUUUGGAUUUGCUUAUUGAUUUCUUUUUUAGUUGUUCUUGGAUUGUUCAGUUUCUGCAAACUUGUAAAUCGAUUUUUAGUUGCUGUAUGAAUUUGUGACCUCUUUUGUAGAAGAAUCAAUGAAGUGUUGACAAACUC